AAACCUACUCUUUGCUUAUUGGCUUUAUUGGCUGUUUUUCUCCCAUACUCUUCUUCACUUUCUUGCUCUGCCCCCAUUUGCUGAAUCAACUUUUCUUGAAGCUUAUCAAUUUUUGUUGAUUAAUCCUACUGGAUGGGUCAAGUUCAAGCGAUUUCCUCAUGUUCUUAUGUCAAUGUUCUCUUGAGGGGCUCUAUAAAAAGUUCACCUAGGAUUCAGGAUAAGUUUUGGUGUUCUAAAAAGUUGGAUUCUUUGCAAGAGCUUGGUGUAAAAGCUAGUGAAUUUAAUGGUGUUGCAAUUGCUCAUAGCCGUUCUAGCUUUGCUUCUCCUUGUGCCACUCAUGCUAUCCAGGCAGUCUUGGGCAAUGACAAAGCAACAACAAGCUCCGCUGUUGUUUUGGAAAAACCUCUUCGCAAAAAAUUGAACAAAGUGGUUCUCGCUUAUAGUGGUGGCUUGGACACUUCAGUUAUUGUACCUUGGCUAAGGGAGAACUAUGGUUGUGAAGUUGUCUGUUUCACUGCAGAUGUUGGUCAAGGGAUUAAGGAAUUGGAAGGCUUGGAAGCAAAGGCCAAGGCUAGUGGGGCUUGUCAAUUAGUGGUGAAGGAUUUGCAAGAAGAAUUUGUGAAAGACUACAUAUUUCCCUGUCUGCGAGCUGGUGCUAUCUAUGAAAGGAAAUACUUGCUUGGGACAUCAAUGGCCCGCCCGGUUAUUGCUAAGGCAAUGGUUGAUGUUGCCAGAGAGGUCGGAGCUGAUGCUGUUUCUCAUGGAUGCACAGGGAAGGGAAAUGAUCAGGUCCGUUUUGAGCUGACAUUCUUUGCUCUGAAUCCUGAACUCAGUGUUGUUGCCCCUUGGAGGGAAUGGGAAAUUACAGGAAGAGAGGAUGCUAUUGAAUAUGCUAAGAAGCACAACGUACCAGUUCCUGUGACAAAGAAAUCUAUCUAUAGUAGAGACAGAAACUUGUGGCACCUUAGUCACGAGGGAGAUAUUCUGGAGGACCCUGCAAAUGAGCCAAUGAAGGAUAUGUAUAUGAUGUCAGUUGAUCCCCAAGAUGCACCUGAUCAACCUGAGUAUGUGAACAUUGGGAUAGUCGCUGGUAUUCCUGUUUCAUUAAAUGGAAAGGACCUCUCCCCCGCAACUCUUCUUUCUGAGCUAAAUGAAAUUGGCGGAAGACAUGGAAUUGGACGAAUAGACAUGGUUGAAAAUAGGCUUGUUGGAAUGAAGAGCCGUGGAGUAUAUGAAACCCCUGGGGGAACUAUCCUUUUCACAGCUGUGCAAGAACUCGAGUCUCUUACACUUGAUCGUGAAACAAUCCAAGUCAAGGAUUCUCUUGCCCUCAAGUAUGCCGAGUUAGUUUAUGCUGGCAGGUGGUUUGAUCCACUUCGCGAGUCAAUGGAUGCUUUCAUGGAAAAUAUUACCAAGACUACAACAGGUUCCGUUACUCUCAAACUCUACAAAGGAUCAGUCUCAGUGACAGGUCGUCGAAGUCCUCAUAGUUUGUACAGACAAGAUAUCUCAUCAUUUGAGAGUGGGGAUAUCUACAAUCAGGCCGAUGCUGCAGGGUUCAUACGUCUGUAUGGGCUUCCAAUGAGGGUUAGGGCAAUGCUUGAGAAGGGUCUUUAAAACUUUUGUUCGUGUCAUGAAUUGAUGGUGUAGUGUUGACAGACAGUUCCAUCAAAGGGUCAGUAGAAUCUUGGUUUUUCCAUUUUGUAGCACUGUAGUUUUUGUAUUGCUCUGGAGGCUAGAUUGUCGUUCAGAUUGUCUUGCAGAAAUUUCCUCUCGUUCGAAAUAUUUGAAAGUUCAUCAAGAAAAA
This is a messenger RNA of Solanum dulcamara, 1807 nucleotides long. Its product is annotated as argininosuccinate synthase, chloroplastic. Gene Ontology annotation, molecular function: argininosuccinate synthase activity; ATP binding. Gene Ontology annotation, cellular component: cytoplasm. Gene Ontology annotation, biological process: L-arginine biosynthetic process; urea cycle. The transcript is spliced from 10 exons. The record is from RefSeq and is a predicted model, not a curated record. The coding region runs from base 133 to 1617 and encodes 494 amino acids. Lineage: Eukaryota; Viridiplantae; Streptophyta; Magnoliopsida; Solanales; Solanaceae.